Molecule: messenger RNA, 1336 nt
Organism: Pseudo-nitzschia multistriata
Lineage: Eukaryota; Bacillariophyta; Bacillariophyceae; Bacillariales; Bacillariaceae
Source: the annotation of a GenBank genome assembly
GUGUGAGUGAUCAGCUCAACAACUGGAUGGAAUCAAAAGAAUGGAUUUCUGGCCAUCAUUUAGUAMGGGCUCCAUUCGGUCAACACCAAUUAGAUUUCCAACGGAUGUGCCGAAGGGUCUCAGGUCGUUCCGUGGGCCUUGUACUGGGGGCUGGUGGUGCUCGAGGCAUAGCUCAUUUAGGUAUGUAUCAAAUUGUUCGGUUGAAACUGAUGACACCAAAAAUUUUGUUUUCUCAAAAUUGAUUUUUGAUCAGGUGUCAUUCGUGCAUUGAAAGAAGCCGGAGUUACAGUCGACAUCGUUGGUGGGACCUCACAAGGGGCCUUUUGCGGGGCCUUAUUCGCUAGGUAUCCAGAUAACUAUGACCAGGUAUUAAGUUCUUGUAGAGUCAUGGCAGAAGAUGCUGCAUCGAUGAAAGAAAAGUUGCUCGACUUGACUCUGCCAAUGGCAAGCAUGUUCGCAGGGCGAAGAUUCAACAGAGGUAUCAAGAAGUUAUUGGGURAAUUGAGAAUUCAAGAUUUAGUGCUGAACUUUUUCUGUGUUUCAGUAGAUCUGCAAAAUCAGUCUACUGUAAUCCACACGAAAGGUCAGCUUUGGAAAAAUGUUCGGGCUAGCAUGGGUUUGACUGGUUAUCUACCUCCCAUCGCAGAAAAUGGAUCGUUGCUAGUAGAUGGUGGAUAUUUGAAUAGUCUUCCAGCAGAUGUGAUGAAAUACCAAAUGGGAGCUCGUGCAGUGAUUGCAGUCGAUGUAUCACAAGAAUGUAAAAGAGAAUAUUUUGAGUACGGUACGCAUUUGAGUGGUUGGUGGCUUCUUUGGAAUAGUUGGAAUCCUUUCGUAAAAACAGUGCAAGUCCCCUCAAUGGGAGAUAUCCAAGAUAUGUUGAUCUGGGUCUCCUCAGAACAGCAUCGAAAGUCAGUGAAGAUUGUUAGUGAUCUGUAUUUGACCCCACCUAUUCAAGACGUAGGUAAGCCACUUUGAACAGUGGGUGUUUUUUUUUCUGUUUUGUUUCGUACAUGUACCUCAUGAAAAUAAACUCYUCUUGAUUAACUUUUUUGUAGGAACUCUUGAAUACGAUAGAUUUGAUGAAAUUGUGGAAAAGAGCUAUUUGUAUUCGAAACCGAUUGUGGAUGAAUGGGUUCAAAAACAUCCUUGGCUUGUCUCAUCGCGCAAUAAGGUUGUAUAGKURCUUCGCAUACUUGUUGUCAGCCUUCAGGAUAAUGAUUUUCAGGAACUUAAAAAAUCAGAMGACUACGGCAGGUAUCGAAUUCGGUGCAUAGUUAGACCAACAYCUURCCAUUACUCAAUUUAGUUCGCAUGAAGAUAAACAUAUCGCAAUUGA